UAGCGGUCCGUAGCUUUAGUUGCCUACUAACUUUUGAAUAGCCAACCUGGACUAGAGUCCUCGCAUUUAGUGCAGGGAGUCCCAAGCCCAACCCCACGUUCAGGCGUAGGAGCAGACGAGACGACUCCUAUACACUCCCGUAGAAACACUGAACAGGUGGUCAUAAAUACGUACGUGAGUACCUUUGCCAUGGAGAAAAGAUGAUUUUCCUACACCUCGUGUAUCUUGGAUACAAUUUUUAUAUCGCCAAAGAGAACUGAUGACAAAUAGCUCUUCACAAAGUAGCAACGGAACGAGCGCUUUCAUUGGAAUCGGAGGGAAUAUCAGGAACUAUGAAAGUCACCGUGUGUUUUGGAAGGACCAGGGUGGUCGUUCCUUGUGGCAAUGGGAAUAUCAAAGUGCACAGUCUCAUCGAGCAAGCAGUAAUGCGAUAUAAGAAAGCGAUUGCCAAGGACCAAGCAUACUGGAUUCAGGUGCACAGGCUGGAACAUGGCGAUGGAGGUAUUCUUGAUCUGGAUGAUGUGCUGUGUGAUGUAGCGGAUGAUAAAGACCGGCUGGUGGCAGUGUACGAGGAGCAGGACCCUCACCAUGGUGGCGACGGCACCAGCGCCAGCUCCACGGGCACCCAGAGCCCCGACCUGUUUGCGGCCAGUGGCGGAGGUGGCGCAGGAGCGGAGCUCAACUCCAGCGGCAUGUCGGCGUUCCAGCCCUACCAGGCGGCCAGCGAGAUCGAGGUCACGCCCUCGGCUCUCAGGAGCAACAUGCCCUUACACGUGCGCCGUAGCAGUGACCCCGCACUGGCUGCCCUCACUGAAGCCCAGCUGAUACCAGAGGAGCCGUCCAGGAAGAACCCCACGCGCUGGUCCACCACAGCCGGCUUCCUGAAGCCCAGCGCCCACAACACCAUCAGCGCAACUGGCACCAACAGCUUGGAGAGAAAGGGAAAAGGGUUGAACUCCUACCGGAGCCUUCCCCGCGACGCUGCUGCAUGGGCCACCCAGUUCCAGAGGGAGAACGCCCGCUCAUCGCUCAGUGCCAACCACCCCAUGGUGGACCGCUGGCUGGAGCGCCAGGAACAGGAAGAGGAAGAGGAAGAGAGAAGAGGGGAGGAGCGCAAUGGCAGAAUUGAGCCAGUUGGACGAGCAGACUCCUGUGUGGAACAACAUCCUGUCUCGUUAGAUGAUAUUCUAGAGCUGGUAGAGGUGUCUAAUGCCGGAGGACCGUUGGGAAUCCACGUAGUGCCAUUCAGUGCCAGAGACCGAAGGACUCUGGGCCUGCUCGUCAAGCGGCUGGAGAGCGGAGGGAAGGCGGAGCAGGAGGGCCUGUUCCGCGAGAACGACUGCAUCGUGCGGAUUAAUCACGGGGAUCUGCGCAACAUCCGAUUCGAACAAGCACAGAACAUGUUCCGACAAGCCAUGCGCACUCCUCUCAUCCUGUUCCACGUGGUGCCCGCCUCCAAGAAGGCCCAGUACGAGCAGCUGUCCCAGAGUGAGCUGGACGCGGCCCACUUGAGCCCGGACGCCUCUCACAACCCUGGGGACCGCAGCCACGUGGUAGUGGGAAGCAAUGGUGGAGCGGGCAUUGAAUACACCCCGCAACGGAUGUCAAGGAGCGGCCCCCACCCCAAUGUGAACCCACAGGCCCAUCUAGGCCACCCAGAGAGGGCAGAUGUCUACCCUCCAGCACCCCUCAGCCCUGUGCUGAGUACUCCAACCAAGACGGCCACCCUCGGCCCCAGCCCCAGCCCCAGCCACAUCCCCAGACCUGUCAGUGCCACUCCCUCCACCAGCUACUCCAAAAAGAUUGGGCGCAGACUCAACUUGCAGCUCAGAAAAGGUCCUGAGGGCCUGGGAUUCAGCAUCACGUCCCGAGAUGUCCCCGUUGGUGGCUCUGCCCCCAUCUACGUGAAGAACAUCCUGGCGCGGGGGGCCGCUAUUCAGGACGGCCGCCUGAAGGCCGGAGACUGCUUACAAGAGGUGAAUGGGGUGGACCUGAAUGGGAAGACUCAGGAGGAAGUUGUUGCUCUGUUGCGCUCAACCCCUAUGGGUGGCACGGUCAGCCUGCUCAUUCAGCGGCAAGAGGAUGCAUUUCUGCCCCGAGAAGUGAAGCCAGAGGAGGAUGACCUAGUGUUGACCCCAGAUGGGACACGGGAGUUCCUGACGUUUGACAUUCCUCUAAACGACUCGGGAUCUGCAGGGUUAGGUGUCAGUGUCAAGGGCAAUCGCUCCAAAGAGAACCAUGCAGACCUGGGCAUCUUUGUCAAGUCUAUAAUCAACGGUGGAGCAGCUUGCAAGGAUGGACGACUGCAUGUCAAUGACCAGUUGAUUGCGGUCAAUGGAGAGUCAUUGCUGGGCAACACCAACCAGGAAGCCAUGGAGACACUACGGACAUCCAUGUCCAUUGAGAGCAACAAGCGUGGGCUGAUCCAGCUCAUUGUUGCCAGGAGAGUCACCGGGAGAAAUGAGGAGCUGCCCUCUGGUGCCUCAGUUCCAGACCUGUCAGCGUCACCACAAGAUGACCACGAGAGACGGAUCUCUCACUCCAUGUACCCUGCCCUGGAUGACCUGGACGAUGACCUGACGCCCAGGUCCAGCAUGAUGGGCAGGAUGAUGGGUAACUACCAGCUAUCCCCCACUGUCAACAUGCCCCAGGAUGAUACAGUAAUCAUAGAAGAUGAUAGGCCACCUGUCCUGCCCGCCCGCCUGUCUGACCAAUCAUCUUCCAGCUCCCAUGAUGAUAUGGGCUUCGCUUUGGAACCACCACCACCCUGGGUGCAAGACAUCCCAAUAGCCAAUGAAAGUUCUCUGAGUCCUGACGCUGAUGCCGACCCCGACCUCCACUUCCAGCGGGAGGGAUUUGGCCGCCAGAGCAUGUCUGAGAAACGGACCAAGCAGUUUGGGGACGCUGCGCAGCUCGAAAUCAUCAAGACGCGCAAGUCCAAGAGCAUGGACCUGGUAGCUGACGAGAUUAAUCCCAAUGCCUGCACUGAGAGACUGGAAGGAUCCCCUACGCGAGAUGUUGGUCCAUCUCUUGGUCUGAAGAAGUCCAGCUCCCUUGAAAGCCUCCAGACUGCCGUUGCUGAGGUGACCCUCAAUGGCGACAUCCCCUUCCACAGGCCACGCCCGCGGAUAAUAAGGGGCAGGGGCUGCAAUGAGAGCUUCCGUGCCGCCAUUGACAAAUCCUAUGAUCGGCCAGGCAUGACCACCACCGCCUCAGAGGAGUAUGACGAAGGCAUGGAAACCUUGGAGGAAGACACAGAGGAGAGUUCUCGUUCUGGCCGUGACUCUGUCUCCACGGCAACUGACCUCACCCUUGCACCUGGCUUUGGCACAGUUAGCCCAGACUCUCGGCAGGUCAACGGAAGCCGUCCGAAAGAAGACAAGAAGAAAGAGAAGGGUGGGAAAGAGAAGAAGAAGCCCGACCGAGACAAGGAGAAGGAGAAAAACAAAGCCAAGAAAGGGAUGCUGAAGGGCCUGGGGGAUAUGUUCAGGUUUGGCAAGCACAGAAAAGAUGAGAAGCCUGGAGACAAGAUGGAGCGGAAAGGCUCUAGUAAGUCCAAGAUGGAGGACACGCAGGUCUCGGAGGAGGAGACUAUGCGAAUGCGGCUAGAGCAGGAAAGGAUCCAGGCGAAGACCAGGGAGCUGCGCGAGCGCCAGGCCAGAGAGCGGGACUACGCCGAGAUCCAGGACAUCAGCCGCACGCUGAGCUCUGACGAGGAGCACCCCUACGCCGGCAUCGGCUCCUUCGACUCCUCCAUGGACAGUGGCCACUACCAGCGUCCCCAGAGCCCGCAGCAGGACGACGCGCAGCCCGUGGAGGCAGUCUACGCCCAGAUCAACAAACCCCGCAAUGGACGCCCUCAGUCUGUCAACAGCAACCGGCUGGCGCCUAGCAACCACGAGCGGAUACAGCGGCUGCGCCACGAGUUCCAGCAGGCCAAGCACGAGGACGAUCCGGACGACCGCCGGCGCACCUACAGCUUCGAGCAGCAGCCCUGGGCUAACACAGGUUCCUACACACAGACUGGGCGUCACUCGGUGUCUGUGGAGAUGCAGAUGCACAGGCAGAGGCAGGACGACAGCAGAGACUCCUUCCAGCAAACCCAAAGACAGUACAACUCCUUACCACGGCAUCCUCGCAAGAACCCCAGCACGGUGUCCCAGGACUCGUGGGAGCGCGUGUACCCUCCGGGGGAGGGCUUCCAGACGGCCAAGGAGAACCCGCGCUACUCCAGCUACCAGGGCUCCCGCAACGGCUACCUGGGCUCCACGGGGGGCGGCGGCCUGAACGCGCGCGUGCUGCUGGAGACCCAGGAGCUGCUGCGCCAGGAGCAGCGCCGCAAGGAGCAGGAGGCCAAGGCCAAGCUGGAGAGUGGCAGCGCCAACGCUAGUGCUAGCGCCAGCCCCAGCAGCUACGGGGAGCCCCAGGGGGACGCCCCGCACCCCCACGCCCACCCCCAGUCCCCCUCCCCCGGCCCCCUCACCCCCACCAAAGGGCCCUACCGGCAGGACGUGCCGCCCUCCCCCUCUCAGCUGGCCCGCCUCAACCGGCUCCAGUCUGUGCAGGAGAAGGGGCGGCCAUUUUACUCGUGAGGAGAGAAAGGGAGAGCGGUAAAGAGAGGGAGCGGGAGAAGAGGACUCCAGGAGCCGCAGCAAUAAUGACUUUGGGAAUGACAACAAGCCUGCGAAGCCACUGAGCUUCAAAAUUGUGAGAAACAAAAAAGCAAUUUUUAUGGGAUAACUGAUCUUUUUUUUUGUUUAUUUGUUUGUUUGGGUUUUUUUUUGUUCUGGUUGUGUUGAAUUCUGCAUCUUCCAUUUGUCUGUGAAUUUGUUGUUUUGGGGACUUUGCUUUGUGAAGCUAUUAUUUUGAUACUUGGGCUGCCACUACAGCUAGCCCUUCUUCCAUAACCAGUGCCUUGACGUGGAUGACUGUACGCAUGCAUGGAUGUGUGAUGAGGCCACAUGUAAUGCCAUGUAGAAUGCUCUGAAUCUAGAAAGCCGCAGCUUUUGACCCUGACAAUCAGAAUGAGCUAGACGUCCCCUCCAGGGCCCUCCUCAGUAUUUGGACACGCACAGGCUCUCCCAUUUCAGCUCCAGCUCAUGGGAGACAUUCAGGAGGUGCUGUUGUGUUCUGUAGUGUGCAUGUGGCGCGUAAGGGUGAGGUGUUAUGUGCUGAGUGUAUGUUUCUGCACCUCUAAACUCUAGCCCAACAGGAGACACGGCAGAUAUUAUCACAUUUACCAUGUGUACUACGCAUUGUGUGUGUGUGUGUGUAUGUGUGUGUGUGUGUGUGUGUGUGUGUGUCUGUGUAUGUGUGUGUGUGUGUGUGUGUGUGUCUGUGUGUGUGUGUGAGUGUGUCUGUGUGUGAGGGUAUGCACGCGUGCCUGCUGUGUUAACUAGCAUGGCUGAACAGUGGGGGGAACCCUUUGGCUGAGGGUCAUGAACGUAAGCCUGCUAGGAAAUCCUCUCAAUCUCAGUCACGCUCUUCACUUUGAUUCAUGGUCCUUGGCUCCUCCCUCGGUGUCUGUUUUCUGUCCUUUCCCCCCAUUGUUGUCUGUUCUCCUCUAGCUGGUCUUCAGACCAAGGUGAAUCCUUAGAUCCUCUUACACCCUGAGAGGCCCCUGUCCUGGGAAUUCAUUUAGUAUAAACAAGGUCAGGGAUGUGUUAUUAAUUAAUGUUACUCAUGAAAAAUUCAUUGGUGUUCACUUGGUAGGGGGUGUGAAAUGGUAGGUUUUGUGUUGUAUCGGAUGGCUGUGUGUCACCAUUGCUUUCAGAUGUGUGCACACAUGUAUCCGAGAGCGAGUGCAAAUGUUUGUGUGUGUCUGUGUGCAAAUGUUUGAUUUCUUUGGCCCUUGUCUUGACUUUUGGAUGAGGUGAGCGGUACCUUUGGCACAGUCUCCCUGGUAGGGUUGACACUGUUCCAUGCUCAUUGUGUUGUGGUGCAGGUCAGUAGCGCUGACAUGUAUCACCAGAGCUCCACACAGACGUGCUCAUGUUUCCACUGUGGAGCCUGAGCCCCAGCCCCAGCCAGGCAUAUCCAAACCUUGUUAAAGCUACUGCCAUAGCAUGACAAAUUAAGACUUUUAAAUCCAAACCUUUUAACUUUCAUUUGAAUCGACAUUGGUCAGGCGUUGUGGGUUUAUGUAGGUACGUAUGUUUGAGUGAGUGUGCUUGGUCUGUGUCUGGGUGUGUACGUGUGUGUGUGUGUGUGUGUAUAUGGGCAGGGCGGUACCUGCCAUACAAUGUUGCUCUGCGUAUGCACAACCACACAGAGAUAGCAAAGAACAAGACUGUUUAUUAAUAGUUCAAUUGACAUGGUCACUCUACGUGUAGCAGGUUUAGAGCAACUGACCUCUCUCUACAGUCCUCCCCUUACUUUGGGACCGCUUCAGCUUGAAUUGCUGCCCUUCGAGUUGACAUUGCAAAAAAGCAUGCGGUAAGGAUGCUACAUAUGGGACAUCUGAACAAUUGCUUUUGCCAUCUAAAGUCAGAAGCCAUCUAAAAUGAAUUGCAGAUACUUGCCAACACUAUGUGUGUAUGUUAUGAGGUGUUGUUUCCUUCUGAGGUGUGUGCGCAAGUGGGUGUGUGUGUGUGUGUGUGUGUGUGUGUGGGUGCGUGGGUGUGUUUGCUGAUGGUAUGGGAGCACAAAUCCAGCAGCUGUUUUUGGUACUUGUACCCUUUUCAUAUUUCAUAUGGGGUGUUAUAUUGGAGCCCUGGAUGUGGUUCAAGUGCCUUUAAGGGAGAGAUUUUUUAUAUGUUAUCAUGUCAUCUAAUGCACAUUGUUUUUAUCUACAUGCCAUAAUUGUUUUUUUGUUUUUUUGUGGGUAUGACAAAUUGUUCUUUUGUGUUUUUUUUAUUUCCACAAUGCUUUUUAUUGUAAUCAAUUGAAAAAGAAAUGUAUAUGUAAUUAUGACCAUGAUAAUAUUAAUAGCCAAGGUGGUACUCCUCCUCUUCACAUUGUAUUUUAAGGUAUUUUUCAUAAUAGCCUUUUUAUCAAUUAGGUACUACGGUGACCUGAGAGAGCUCUUGUCUGCACAGUGCAAUUGGUUUUUACAACUUUUACUCUGUGUAUUAAAAGUGUAAACAGCAUCUUUCUGUGUACAUAUCAAAUCAAGAAUAAAAAGGAACGCUGUUUCUUUACAAGUUUACAAUGAAUGUUAUGGAUGAUAUCAUCAUUUUAACCAGAUAACCAACCCUCAGUUGCUGUCAUUGGGACUGAACAUGCACUCUUUGUAUUUACUCAACGUAAGCAGAAUUGCUAAAUUGUUAAACCUUAUCCCAAAAGAGAGAUUCAUAAACAACCAUAGACAGUAACACAACAUUGGAAAUGUGUACAUUUAGAGACUUUCACUUAAAACUGUUCCAUUUUUGCACCCAUGAACGUCACUCUGUCAUCAAUCUUUGUCAGAACUAGGCAAUCUUUAGUGUCCCAUGGAUUAAAACAUGCUCAUUGUAUAAUGCUGUAGUAUCUGAUUGUUGUGACUAUUGCCACUUGCAAUCAGGGUGUUCCACUUCUCACUAGCAGUUGUCCCGUUCUGUAUUGCAGGAAC
This is a messenger RNA of Sardina pilchardus (European sardine), 7549 nucleotides long. It is a transcript of the gene pard3aa, whose product is annotated as par-3 family cell polarity regulator alpha, a. The transcript is spliced from 24 exons. Gene Ontology annotation, cellular component: adherens junction; apical junction complex; cell cortex. Gene Ontology annotation, molecular function: phosphatidylinositol binding; protein binding. The coding region runs from base 333 to 4592 and encodes 1419 amino acids. The record is from RefSeq and is a predicted model, not a curated record. NCBI's taxonomy places the organism in Eukaryota, Metazoa, Chordata, Actinopteri, Clupeiformes, Clupeidae. Gene Ontology annotation, biological process: establishment of cell polarity; intracellular protein localization; establishment of centrosome localization.